AUGGGAAAUCAUAACACAAAAAAUACUUCAAAAGGUUCCCAUUCCUAUGCAUCAUCUUCAUCUUUUACAUCAACAACAUUAGCGAUUACGACAUCACCACCAUCAUCAACAAUAAAACGACCUUUAUUAAGACCAAUGAAAUCAUUAAAUUUAUCAUUGUUAUCAUCACUCAAGUCAUCACCUUUAUCACCAUCAUCAUUACAAGUUAAAAGACCUUCAUUACCAACCUUCAGAUAUGUCGAGGGAAGAAGAUAUCAAAACUUUGUUGGUGAAAAUAUAAGAUAUCAAAUGCCUGAUGAUAACGAAGAACACGAUAGAUUACAAAGGCAGCAUUUCCUAUUUAGAUAUUUAUGGAAAUCAAACUUUUCUUCUCCAAUGGAAGAUUUAUUGAAACGCGGAAAUUGUAAAACGCUUGAUAUUGGGUGCGGGCCGGGAGCCUGGUUGAUGGAAUGUGCAAAUGAUUAUCCGCGCUCUGAUUUUGUAGGAAUUGAUGUUGUGGCUUCAUUUCCAACACAA
Entrophospora sp. SA101 is the source of this 516-nucleotide messenger RNA. NCBI's taxonomy places the organism in Eukaryota, Fungi, Glomeromycota, Glomeromycetes, Entrophosporales, Entrophosporaceae. The record is from the annotation of a GenBank genome assembly.